Messenger RNA from Dromaius novaehollandiae (emu), 1078 nucleotides. It is a transcript of the gene DUSP28, whose product is annotated as dual specificity phosphatase 28. The record is from RefSeq and is a predicted model, not a curated record. Gene Ontology annotation, cellular component: cytoplasm. NCBI's taxonomy places the organism in Eukaryota, Metazoa, Chordata, Aves, Casuariiformes, Dromaiidae. The transcript is spliced from 2 exons. The coding region runs from base 340 to 963 and encodes 207 amino acids. Gene Ontology annotation, molecular function: protein tyrosine/serine/threonine phosphatase activity. Gene Ontology annotation, biological process: protein dephosphorylation.
ACACCCCCCACGCACACGCACAUCCCCACGCACACAACCCCUAAGCUCUGGAGCCUGCAGCAUACUGUGUCAAGCAAAGUGGCUCUGCUUAGUUAUAGCACCAUUAUAGAGCAUUUUCUGGGCACUUGAAGGACUUCUGUGGUGGUUUGGGGGGGGCUCUUGGCUUUCACUUUGCCUCAGAUCAGUAUUAUGUCAGUGCUGAUCGCAGCAGCAGAUUUUUCUGUGCUGAUGAUAAGGGUUUCUUGUUUUUUCUUUUAAUUAGUAUCGUCUCUUUUUGCAACAAGCCGCUAUCAGAAGAGGCAAAGCUAAUUGGUUUGCAGCCGCCCUGCGGCUGCAGCGAUGGUGUUCAUGCCUGGAAAGCCUCGCUCGGGCUCUCCCGGCACUAGGACCUGCCUGGCUCCCGGGCCGCGGGCACGGAUUAAAUAUAGCACCGCGGCGCAGGCGGCCCGGGAGCCGGCCAUGGCCCCGCUGUGCCCGGUGGCGGCCGGGCUGCUGCUGGGCCCGGCGCGGGCCGCCUGCGACCCCGCGCUGCUGGGGCACCACCGAGUCACCCUCUGCAUCAACGUGUCCCGGCAGCAGCCCUUCCCAGGCCUCCCGCACCUCCGCUGCAUCCGCGUGCCCGUGUUCGACGACCCCGCCGAAGACCUGUACCGGCACUUCGACCGCUGCGGCGAGGCCAUAGAGGCGGCGGUGCGGGGCGGCGGCACGUGCCUGGUGUACUGCAAAAACGGCCGCAGCCGCUCGGCUGCCGUCUGCACGGCCUACCUCAUGCGGCACCGGAAACUCACGCUCAAGGAGGCCUUUGCGGUACCGUACCCAUGCCCAAAUUUGCAUUUAGACAUCUCUGGGACCGUGAAGGCUGCCAGGCCAGAAGCCGAACCCAACGCAGGAUUCUGGGCUCAGCUGCAGCGAUACGAAGAAGAGUUACAAAUGCAACGGCAGUCUGCUGAGCAAAGGACUUAAUGCUCUUCAAAACAGCAUCACGCAACAUUAUUUUAAAAGAGGCUUAUGACAGAAAAAAAAAGAAAGAAAAGAAAAGAAAUCACUGCCAUGUUAUAUGUCACUAAUAAAUAAAAGA